Molecule: messenger RNA, 996 nt
Organism: Daucus carota subsp. sativus
Lineage: Eukaryota; Viridiplantae; Streptophyta; Magnoliopsida; Apiales; Apiaceae
Product: ras-related protein Rab11D
Exons: 2
Coding region: 160-810 (216 amino acids)
Biological process (GO): vesicle-mediated transport
Cellular component (GO): endosome
Molecular function (GO): GTPase activity; GTP binding
Source: RefSeq, a predicted model, not a curated record
CACGGGAACAAAGUGUAAAGGAAAAGUUUAGGAAGGGGGCAAAUAAGUAACUCUGUCCUUUCUUUGAUCUGCCCAAGAAUCUAGCCAUCCUGCAAGAACAACAAGAAUCACUAUUUGUUUGUAUAUAUCAGAGAGAGAAAGAGAGAGAGAGAGAGAGAGAUGGCUGGUUAUAGAGGUGAAGAAGAGUACGAUUACUUAUUCAAGCUGGUAUUGAUAGGUGAUUCUGGUGUGGGUAAAUCAAAUCUCCUUUCCCGCUUCACUAGAAACGAGUUUAAUCUUGAAUCUAAGUCCACUAUUGGUGUUGAAUUCGCUACCAAGACUCUUAAUGUCGAUUCCAAAGUGAUCAAAGCUCAAAUCUGGGAUACUGCUGGCCAAGAAAGAUACCGUGCCAUUACCAGUGCUUAUUAUCGUGGAGCUGUGGGUGCUCUGCUUGUGUAUGAUAUCACUCGAAAUAUCACUUUUGAAAAUAUUGAGAGGUGGUUGAAAGAGUUGAGAGACCACACGGAUCCCAACAUUGUAGUAAUGCUGAUUGGAAAUAAAUCAGACCUUCAGCACCUCGCAGCUGUUUCAACUGAGGAUGCAAAAGCAUUUGCGGAGAGGGAAUCUCUUUACUUCAUGGAGACUUCUGCGCUAGAGGCAACUAAUGUUGAAAACGCCUUUAAGGAAGUUCUUUCGCAGAUAUAUCACAUAGUCAGCAAGAAGGCAGUUGAAACUGGGAAUGAAGCUGCUUCCCUUCCAUCGAAGGGAGAGACAAUCAAUGUGAAAGAUGAUUCAUCCGCUCCCAAGAAAUCUGGUUGCUGUUCAAGCUAGAUCUUAAUCUAAUAAUUCAUUUGCUACAUCAGGCUUAUAUCUUUGUACAUCAUCUUUUCAUUCAGGGUCUUGGUAUCCAUGAAGAAUGUAGAAAGAGAUAUUUUUGAACCAACGUUGUUUAAAUAGAACAAACCAGGACUCAGUAUUGUUUGUGUGCCUUCAAUAAUAUGAUAUUCCUUUUAUGUA